CUACCGCCAAUCUCACGAUGCACGAAAGCUCGUAGCUCAUGCUCACUUAGGACCCCAGCUGGCUGUUGAUCCUUUUUUUGCUUUUAUUCCCCAUUGGCGCCCGUUCGCCGCAUCCACUCCUUCAGUUCUCUCUCUGCGCCAUGAAGAAGCACUAGCGCUGCCUCACCCUACGCUAUCUGCAAUUAACCACACAUCAUGUCGUUGCUCAACGACUCACUCACGCGCCCGCGUAUGCCGUCGCCGUCCCCCAGCUUCGCUCGCAUGACGGCCGCUAUCAGCAUUCCCAGCUCUCGAGGCAGUCCGGCUUCCACGCCAUCCUACCUCAAUGGCUCACUCCAGUCGACACCGGAGGGCAUGGUGCCUAUGAUCUCGAGCUCGCUUCCAGCCGUGCCGUCCUACAGCCUUCCCGAAUCACUUUUGCCGCCACCAAUGUCAGCGGCACCCACGUCGUCCCCGUCUGCCAUGGCUGAGGCCCUUAGCAAAGGACCAGGGUUGAUUCGCCGGGUCAGCCGCGGUGCACAGGGCAUUCCCAAUAGGUUCCGUCGGAAUAAUUCGCAAGCACACCGAGACAGAAGUCAGGGACCAGUCAUUAUGCGCCGACGCAGUGACAGCAGGACUGCCGCCGACGGCGAGGCCUGCAUCUCUGACUUUGAUGCUUUUGAAGAGGAAGAGGCCAUCGACGACGCAUACGGCGAGCCCAUCAACGCGCUGGGCAUCUCAAGUAGCCAGCCCAGUGUCAGCUCAAUACCAGACUCCACCGUUGUAGCACCGGUGCGCAACUCUCGUCUCGAGCAGGGCACUGUCUUGAGGAAGGUCACAAAGAAAGAGAAGAAAGAGAUCAAUUUGCGCCUAGAUCUGGAAUCAGCAAAGGUUUUCUGGGAUCCUUCUCGGCCGUCCAAGUGCUUCUACAUCGACGAUGUCAGAGAGAUUCGUUCAGGUCUUGAGGCCAAGCAUUACCGCGAGGAAGUCGGCCUCUCAGAAGCCUGGGCACCCUAUUGGUUCACGAUCGUAUACACCGACACAUCACGAACAAAGGGCCGCAUAAGGACCAUGCACCUGAUAGCACCUGACAUUGGUGUGUUCAACAUGUGGACUACGACACUCGAGUCUGUAUCUCGCAAUCGGAUUGACAUGAUGGCGGGUUUGCUCGGUUUUGCAGACAAGAGUGCAAAGCUUGUUUGGCAGCGCGAGAUGAAGAAGCGACUCAAUGGUAUGGACGGUCCGGACUCUUUGGACUUCCCUAGCACUGUUGAGCUGUGCCGUAACCUACACAUCAACUGUACCGAGGCGACUUUACGCAUUUACUUCAACAAGGCCGAUACCCUGAACACCGGCAGGUUGAACCAAACACAGUUCCUGUACUUCGUAAGACGUCUGAAGGAACGCAAGGAUAUCAAACAGAUAUACAAGACGUUCCAGUCCGGAUCGAAAGUGGAAAUGGAUAAACUCGCUUUCUUUUCAUUCUUGAGAAAUGAGCAGGGUGUUGACGUGACCGAGGACUCGGAGUACUGGUCAAACACCUUUGAGAAGUUUGCACGUGUCACCAAGACUAAAGCGACCCCACUAGAAGGCGGCGAGAUCCCGCUGCCUCUGACGAUGAGCUUCCCUGCAUUCCAAACGUUCCUGACAUCGCCUGCGAACUCUGUCCUCAAGCCAGUCGAAAAGGGCCUACAGCUCGAUCGUCCCUUGAACGAGUACUUCAUCUCUUGUUCUCACAACACCUAUCUUCUUGGACGCCAAGUUGCUGGUGAAUCAAGCACUGAAGCAUACAUCACAGCGCUUCAGAAAGGCUGUCGGUGCAUCGAGAUCGACUGUUGGGAUGGUAGUGAUGGAAAGCCGGUAGUCAUGCACGGUCGCACUCUGACGUCGAGUAUAUCAUUCCACGACACUAUCAAGGUUGUCAACAAGUACGCGUUCGUCGAGUCCGAGUACCCCCUGAUUCUGUCGCUAGAAGUACAUUGUACCGCGGAUCAGCAGGCUUUAAUGGUCAAAACCAUGUGCGAGGAAUUUGGCGACAAGUUGGUUCUGCAACCGCUGGAUCUCAAUUCUCAGACUCUACCAUCGCCAGAAGAGCUGAAGAACAGGGUCUUGAUCAAGGUCAAGGCUGCAUCAGAAGAGCUGGACGCUAAAGCUUUGACCAACGAACUCACAACACGGCGCAGGGAACGCAGCUUCAGCUCUCCUUGGUCUCGACCUAUCCAGAUGAACGACAUGAUCAUCCCCAACUCACCUCUCAUCUCCAGCACGCCAUCAAUGAGUCCUCCGGAGCAUUCAGCCAUGUUCUGGACAUCUCCUCGCACCUCAACUACCUCAACAAACAACACUGUGCCCACCUCGGCCCUUGUCAGCUCAGCUGAAGAUAGCGACAGCCCGCAAGUAACCGCAGCAGAGGAACGCAAAAAGCCCAAGAAAACCAAGACUAGCAACAUCACAAGGCUUCUCGGUGAUCUUGGCGUAUACACAAAAGGGUACAAGUUUACCGACUUCACAACCAGCGAUGCCCAAUCGUACAAUCACAUCUUUUCCGUCAAUGAACGUGCGUUUGAGAAGAUGACAAAGCCUGGUUCGCGAGAAAAGCAUCUUCUGGAGGCACACAACAUGCGAUGUCUGAUGCGCGUCUACCCUCAUGCUUUCAGGAUCAACUCAUCCAACUUCGAUCCUUUGAAGUUCUGGAGGCGCGGGGUGCAGAUGGUCGCACUCAAUUGGCAAACAUACGAUCUCGGACAGCAGCUCAACGAGGCUAUGUUCGCAAGUGGCAACGAUCGUACAGGUUAUGUUCUGAAGCCUGCGGACUUGCGCUUGGAACAGACACCUACGCAGGGUCACAACAAAGCUCCAAAGAAGGAAGUCAAGUUUGCUGUCAAGAUCAUCUCCGCCCAGCAACUACCAAGGCCCCGUGGCCUGGCACAAGACGCCAACAUCAACCCUUAUGUCGAGUUUGAGAUGUACAGUGCCGAAGACAACGGAGCUAAUGCUGUCGGCGUUGGCGGGCAGGACGCUUCUGCACGCAACGGUCACUCAGGUAUCGGUAACCCACUACGGAAACGGACGCGCAUUGUCGAGGGCAACGGGUACAACCCGGUCUUUGAUAGUGAACUCCAAUUGACCGUUCGCACCCGCUUUCCCAGUCUAGUCUUUGUGCGCUGGACCGUCUGGAACUCACUCGACGCUCGCACUACCAACCAUGCUCCGCUAGCUACUUUCACAGCCAAACUCAACAGCAUCCAACAAGGUUACCGCCAUCUGCCACUGUUCGACAGUAAUGGUGAACAGUACCUAUUCUCGACUCUAUUCUGCCAGAUCAAGAAGCAGGAUAUCGUUGAUGCUCCAGAACAAGUCCUGGAGCGCACGGGCUCCCGCAGGUCUUCAAUCGAGCCGGCCAGUCCAUCAAUUGAAGCCAUAAAUGCCAACCCAAAACGCAACUUCGUCAGACGUCUGAUAAGCCGAGCUCCCAGCGAGCGCACCAGGCGCAAAGAGGAGCGAAUCACUAGCGAAUCUCGCGAGUCAGACCUGGACUUCAUAAGUCGCUCAAGCACGUUCGAGCGGUAACUAGCGCCUGUCAAAGUACCCCACCCAGCUGACGACGACAUCUACGACACCGCAGACCAUCGCCACGCGUCUUCACUGAAGGCGUCUGUUGCAUCGUACACCCCUCACUUGUACCAUCGUUUAUCAUGGAGUUUGCCGG
This is a messenger RNA of Boeremia exigua, 3688 nucleotides long. Its product is annotated as PLC-like phosphodiesterase. The record is from RefSeq and is a predicted model, not a curated record. The transcript has a single exon. Gene Ontology annotation, molecular function: phosphatidylinositol-4,5-bisphosphate phospholipase C activity. Lineage: Eukaryota; Fungi; Ascomycota; Dothideomycetes; Pleosporales; Didymellaceae. Gene Ontology annotation, biological process: phosphatidylinositol-mediated signaling; lipid metabolic process. The coding region runs from base 196 to 3549 and encodes 1117 amino acids.